AUGGUUGUUGAAAAAGCUACAUUUGCAGCAGGAUGUUUUUGGAGUGUUGAAUUAGUCUUUCAGAGAAUGGUUGGUGUAUUAUCGACAAGAGUGGGCUAUACAAACGGUGUAAAGUUGAACCCAACCUACAAAGAGGUAUGCACUGGAACCACCGGCCACGCAGAGGCAGUCGAGUUGGAGUUUGACCCAGCACAAGUGUCAUACGGUCAGUUGUUGGACGUCUUCUGGAAGAAACAUGACCCAACUACUUUGAACCGUCAGGGAGGUGACCAAGGAACUCAAUACCGUUCCGGUAUCUACUACCACAACGAUCGACAACAUACAGAGGCAGAGGAAAGCAAGAAGCAAGAGCAAUUGAAAUACAAGCAACCAAUCGUAACAGAGAUAUUGCCUGCUGGUGUAUUCUACCCAGCUGAAGAAUACCAUCAACAAUAUUUACAGAAAGGCGGACAGUGUAGUUCCAAAGGGUGCACAGAUAAGAUUCGUUGCUAUGGUUAA
Messenger RNA from Heterostelium album PN500, 498 nucleotides. RefSeq names its product peptide-methionine (S)-S-oxide reductase. Lineage: Eukaryota; Evosea; Eumycetozoa; Acytosteliales; Acytosteliaceae. The transcript has a single exon. The record is from RefSeq and is a predicted model, not a curated record. The coding region runs from base 1 to 498 and encodes 165 amino acids. Gene Ontology annotation, molecular function: peptide-methionine (S)-S-oxide reductase activity.